Messenger RNA from Brassica oleracea var. oleracea, 873 nucleotides. RefSeq names its product transcription factor bHLH109. Gene Ontology annotation, molecular function: protein dimerization activity. The coding region runs from base 144 to 818 and encodes 224 amino acids. The record is from RefSeq and is a predicted model, not a curated record. Gene Ontology annotation, cellular component: nucleus. The transcript has 4 exons. Lineage: Eukaryota; Viridiplantae; Streptophyta; Magnoliopsida; Brassicales; Brassicaceae.
UGUUUUUUUUUUUCCGCUCAGUUGAUGCAACUUUCAAAAGCAGCUUCGUAACUAGAUCACAUCCCCUAUUUAUAGCUUUUGGCUCUACUAGCUUCCUCUUCAGUCUCAUAAACUAAAGAAAAACUCAAUUUACUUGAUCAUCAAUGGAGAUAAACAACAACAGCGGUACUCAUGAUGAAGAACUAUAUUCACUGUCUGAGAUAAUCUCUUCGUUGUCUUCAGAACAUCAUAAUGAACUAAACCCUUUGCAAGAGAUAUUCGGUGCGCACCCGAGCUCUUCAACGCUUUUCUUUUCCGAGCCUAAGGAUGUUACCAAGACAAGUAAUCAGGGAGACAAAAGAAGUCAUUGUAACAAGAACAACCAUGCGGGUAAACGACAACGUUCCAUGGAAUAUCGUGUGCUGAUGGAGAAGAAAAGACGACAACUUAUAAGAGAUAAAGUAGAUAUAUUACAGGAGCUGACGCCUAAUUGCGCAAAGUCCGACCUUGCAACAAAGCUUGAAAGCAUCGUAGAAUACAUAAAAAGCUUGAAACAUCAGAUAGAUGUAACAUACUUUUUCUCAUCAGAUAGAAUACACACGCACAUUCACGAAUUAACCAAGUCUUAUGUGGUCCAGAUGAUGUCUAAAGCAUACACAGAGCCUGCGGGUUACAUGGCACCAGUUUAUGGAGCUCAAGCACCAUGUAUGUCUCCAUACACUAGUCCUUGGUGUUAUUAUGCGCCAGGAAUCCCAAUGAUGCCUCACCAAAACAUUCCCUUUAACACGCAAUUUCAUCAGGUAUAUGAAACGGCGCCGCCUAAUCAAACUCAAAUUUAGUAUAAUCUUUAUUGCUUCUUAUUUAAGACCCUGCUGGUUUUUGAAUCGUUUCUUG